AUGUGGCCGUCUCUAAGGCACCGGACUCUUUCCCUCUCAUCAGAAGCUAUUCAUCAAUGGAUGCCAGGUCUUAAUCGCUCGUUUUGUUCUUCGGUAAUCAAUGCUACAAACACCAACGGAAAGAGUGGAAAUGUUGUCGAAUUACUGAACUUAGAAGAGGUCGAGAAGAUUCUGAAAGAUGUUCGAGCAGAUGAUGUGCGAGUCAUACCUGUUAGAAAGCAAUCGGAGUUCACAAAUUUCGUUGUUGUUGCCACCGGCCGGUCUCAAUGGCAUGUUCGUAAUAUCGCUCAAGCCCUAAUUUACAAGGUGAAGCAAAAACAAACGGGAGCCAAAAGAAUGUUGUUACCAAGCGUUGAAGGGCAAGAAGGUGGGAAUUGGAUUGUGAUUGACUCAGGUUCAUUGAUAGUCCAUGCACUUGAUGAGAAAGCCAGGGCUUAUUACAACUUGGAGCAGCUAUGGACCUCUAAGGAGUCGAUUAAAGAACAAAGUCAAAGUCAAAGCAAGGACUUGGAUCAAGCUUUUGUGAAGGAGUUGUACAUGUAA
Molecule: messenger RNA, 543 nt
Organism: Lactuca virosa
Lineage: Eukaryota; Viridiplantae; Streptophyta; Magnoliopsida; Asterales; Asteraceae
Source: the annotation of a GenBank genome assembly